Molecule: messenger RNA, 5494 nt
Organism: Anas platyrhynchos (mallard)
Lineage: Eukaryota; Metazoa; Chordata; Aves; Anseriformes; Anatidae
Gene: ZNF385D
Product: zinc finger protein 385D
Cellular component (GO): nucleus
Molecular function (GO): nucleic acid binding; zinc ion binding
Source: RefSeq, a predicted model, not a curated record
GUUUUGGAGCCCAUCAGAACUGGCUCAGUGUGACAUGGGGAAGCCCUCAUUCUCUGCACAGAGGCCAUCCCUGCAGUGCCCACUACCAAAACCCUGCAGUGUAAAACCAAUGCAAUUUCCCACCAAAGAUGACAGCUAAGAUAAAAUAUGAAGAAGCCCUGGAGCCCUGACUUACCAGCUGAUAACCACUUGUAUAAUUCAGAUUUCACAUCCAUCCCAGGCAGAGAAAGUGAGAAAGAAUUAGCACCUGAUGGCACUGAAGAAAAGAAGGAGAGAGAAAAGAAACAGACCAAUUUCACUUUGUGCAGUGUUUGUAACAUUCAGCUGAACUCUGCUGCUCAGGCACAAAUCCACUACAAUGGCAAAUCCCAUCAGAAGAGGUUAAAACAGCUCAGCAAUGGAAAUCUCAAAAGUGAUAAUGGUGGUACAUGCCAGAGCCCUGCUCUUCCAGCCUUAGUGCGUCCUCCUGCUCCACCCUUGCAGCCGUCGCUGGAUAUUAAACCAUUUCUUCCGUUUCCUCUGGAUACUGCAGCAGCAGUCAAUCUGUUCCCCAACUUCAAUGCAAUGGACCCAAUUCAAAAAGCUGUAAUAAAUCAUACAUUUGGGGUUCCUCUUCCUCAUCGAAGAAAGCAAAUCAUAUCAUGCAACAUUUGCCAGCUGAGAUUUAAUUCUGAUAGCCAGGCUGCGGCCCACUACAAAGGCACUAAACAUGCCAAGAAGCUCAAAGCACUGGAAGCCAUGAAAAAUAAGCAGAAAUCUGUUACUACCAAGGACAGCGCAAAGACUACCUUCACUUCCAUCACUACCAAUACCAUCAAUACCAGCUCUGACAAAACAGGCUUUGGAGAAAAACUAUUGCCUGUUAAAGACGUUACCACAGGGACACCAGCAAUAUCAACGACGACAACCGUGGAAAUCCGGAAGAGCAGUGUUAUGACAACUGAGAUCACCUCUAAAGUGGAGAAAAUCCCCACAACAGCCACUAGCAGCACCACAUGUCCUUCCGUUGAGACUGAGGAAGAAAAAGCAAAAAGACUGCUGUACUGUUCACUAUGCAAAGUCGCUGUCAACUCUGCCUCGCAGCUGGAGGCGCACAACAGUGGGACUAAGCACAAAACUAUGCUGGAAGCUCGGAAUGGAAGUGGAACCAUAAAAGCCUUUCCCCGGGCAGGCGUAAAAGGCAAAGGACCUGUGAAUAAAGGAAACACAGGCCUUCAGAACAAAACAUUUCACUGUGAAAUAUGUGAUGUGCACGUAAACUCUGAGACACAACUGAAACAGCACAUAAGCAGUAGAAGGCACAAAGACAGAGCUGCUGGGAAGCCGCCUAAACCUAAAUACAGCCCAUACAACAAACUCCAGAAGGGAACGCAUCCUCUAGGGGUAAAAUUAGUAUUUUCAAAGGAACCUUCAAAGCCGAUAGCUCCACGAAUCUUACCAAAUCCGCUAGCAGCUGCAGCAGCAGCUGCUGCUGUGGCUGUGAAUUCCCCCUUCAGUCUUCGAACAGCCCCAGCAGCUACCCUUUUCCAGACUUCAGCACUUCCUCCAGCACUCCUACGACCAGCUCCAGGGCCUAUACGGACCACCCAUACUCCCGUGCUGUUUGCUCCUUACUGAACUCCAAACAGGAAUUAACUGCAAUAAUUUUUCAAAUCAAAACAGACAAAAACGAAAAUCAAGAACAUUGAACUAUGCAGUGUUUAUUUAUAGUUUAAAGUAUAUAUGAAGAGCCAGGACUUUUGAUAGAGAACUGAACAAAUUCUAAAAGGGGGAAUGGGCAGUAUUUUCUCCAGAUGAGAGCAUUCCUCUUUUGAGCAUUGAUCGUUUUAGAAAUGAUCUCCAGCAUUGACUUGUAGUGACAUAUAAAACUUAUGAAGCCUUUUGACUGUGCUUUUUGGCACAUAUUUCCCUGCAAUGUCUUUCCUGCUUUAUGAAACAACUUACAAAUUUGUCUAAAGGGCAUUAACUGGUUCCAAUGUACAUAAAAUACUUUAUUCUGUAGAUUAAAGAAGAAGGAAAAAAAAAAAAGAAACACUGUGAAUAGUAGUACCCUUACCAAUCCUCCUGCCAAAUCAGCAGUUACUGGGUAUUUAUCUGAAAAAAGUAGAUACAAUAGAUGUCUUGUAAAACAGUAGUAUUGUGUCUCUAUCUAUGCCACUAGGUUUCUAACUGAGUUGCAAAAGAUAAAAUGAACAAAUUAUGUCACUUGGUAAGUAGUCAAAAAUUAUGACAAUAAUGUGGAGCUGUUCCUGGUGAGCAAAAUUGUUUUCCUCACCCAUGGAAGAAUGGGCAUGAAGGUUAUCUAUGGUUAAGAUAAGGUAAAAGAUAAAGAACAUUUAGUGAAAAAAAAAAAAAAAAAUCCAAAUGCUGUACACAGAAUAGGUCAAACUUUUAUUUAACUAAAAGUGAAUGUGUACAGUGUGCAUAGAUUCAAAAUGUGUAAGACAGGAUUGAUCAAUGUUUAAGGAAUGCCAAUGGACAGAAAAAAAUGCACUCUAGUUAUGAAACAGGCCUGACACUUUAGUGUUGAGCAGAGGGAAGACACAAAUGGGUUAUGCAUAGUCAUAACUAAGAAAUGAAAACCAAGAGAGAAAUCCUGGCCUCAUUUAAGUCAGUAUAAAGUUCCUCCUGACUGCAGUGUAGCCAGAAUUUCAUCCCCAAAAUGGCACAUAUUCUUUUUAUAUCAUACCAGUGGGAGUGUCUGUAGAUACAGGUAACAUUUUUUGCAAUAGGCUUAGUUUUAGAAACUGAUUUAUUCUCUUGUUUUAUUUCCUACUGAUGUGAUAUAAAAUGUUUUAAUAUACCUAUAAAAUGUAAACAGCAACAUGAGAUACAUAUUAUGAGAUAACUGCACAUUGUGGGUUUGGAACAAAUACAACCUUUAGGAUCUGAAGGGACCCUUGAAUUCUGUAGCUGACCUUUAUGUAUGGGCAGCUUAAAGCCUUAUAUAUUUACUGUGAGGCUUAAAGGGGUUGACUGUGUCCCUUUAAAAUAAGAUUUAUCAGGGGUAUAUAUAGAUAUAUUGUAUAUAUGUUAGAGUAAGAAAAAUAACUUAUAAACAGAAAAUCUACUAUAUAAAAUAAUUAUAUAACCAUUGAGUUUCACAUGUGGGUCAUUAAGUGGUAAGUAACAAACAGCAGAGAAAAAAAUAGACGUCUUGAAUCCGAUUCUUGCUGCCUGCUUUUUCCCAUAGGGAGCUGAAAAGUAUCUAUUAAUAUUAUGGAGUGCGCUGCUGAGUCACAUGCGACCACUCUGAUGUGUAGCUAAGUGAAAUGCCUACCAUACAUUUAGGAGGAAUAAAAAUUAAAAACAUAAUUUAAGUUUUGAUGGGGAAAUGAUUUAAAAUAUUUUAUUAAAAGGGUGUAAUGCAAAAUAUUGACCAUGUGGUUGCUAUAUAAUACUGCCUGUGGUUAAUAUGGACAGGUGGAAGAUAUAGAGGAUGGGAAUAUACAGCACUUUUGACUUGCAGUUCAUCAGUGAGCCUUCCACAUACAUUGGUAUUUGCCAUUUUUUAAACCUCUCUGCAUAUAGAUUUUAUAAAUAUAUAUAUAUAUAAAGAGAGAAAGAAGAGGUUCCAUGGAUGUCUGUGUCCAAAGAAUUCCAAAGAGAUGCAUUUAUUUAUCUAGAAGUAUUAAAAUAAGUUCUAUAUUAUGUAUAUGUAUUUCAUCCAGUUUAUUUGCCAACGUUUGUGCCUUGAAAUGAAAUGGGCUUUUGGUUAUAUUUAAUUCACUCCAAUGUAGCCAUGAAUUAGAAGUGAUAGUGAUUUCAGGGCUGGUUACUAGCUGGAUUGCUUUGCUCGAGUUUCCAGAAAGAGAAGAGUACGUGUAAAUUCUUGAAGUUUAGACAACUGUAUAACUAGGGGCUGACAUUUAAAAGGGCUCCCUACUCUACAGCUCCCAGUAAAGAGGCAGUAAUCACAUCAGCUUUCAAAACCUGUGUCUACCACUCAGAAGUUAGAAAAUGUUUCCAAUUAUUUGGGUACUUAAACAUAGUGUAGUAAGGUUAAACUUGUCUUUGCAAAAUCUUGGCCUUGGUCUUUUAAGUCUAUUUGCAGCCUUCCUUCUUUUUGCAGAAGUUGUAGUGCCAUUGCCAGCUGCGUGCAGAUUCCUUCUCAAAUAGGCCACUGGUUUUCCAGCUGUGCUCCAUGAACCACCAUUUAUCUCCAGAGCCUUUUAUAAUAGGUGUGUAAUUAACAUUUGCUAAACAAAUAGAGGAGGGAUGGCAUUCUGGGGAGGGAGGAGGCCUGGGCAGACAGUAUUUUCCCCAUGAAAUAAUAAUGCAGACUAGAGGAGACUCACAAUAUCCUGUAGGCUCUUACACAUGGCCUUCUGAUGCGUGGGCACAUGCUGUACAUCCUGCCAUGUUGUCAUGAUGCCAUCAAAAUCAAAAGGCAGCUUCUUGAGAGAAUAUGGCCUGUGGCAUGCAUGGAGGCACAGUACUAAGCACAGAGUUAAUACAAGUUUUGCCAGAAAUAAAAAGAGUGUCAUUCCAAUGACUUACAUCAGCUAAUUCACAAUGACACCUUCAGUUUUCUUGGACCUCUUUUGUCACAGUGCUCUAUGGAACACGUUUUUGUUCACACAAGUCUCUUUUAAAUUUCAGCUGUAAACAAACUCAAUUCUUUUUAUGUCUCUUACUCACUACCUAAUAAAGGAUAAAGCCUAAAUGUUAGAAUGUAUAGUGCAUUUUCUGUGCCUUGCUGUUCCACUCCCAUUUGGUCAGUAACAAAUCAAUGCACCGGGGACGUUAGCACAACAGUUUUAUAUUAUAUAUAUAUAUGUCAAGGAAAAUACUGGCACAGCAAUCUGAUUGGGCAUGGGGAGCUUCCAGUCAAGGGUAUAUCCACAACACCUGAAAAAAGAGCUGGCAAAUGGAAGACACUUUACACUUACCUGUCAAUACAUCCAAUAUGGAGAGCACUAUAAAAAAUAAUAGUAAUAAUAAAAUGUGUCAUCAUAUUCACAUUCCAGGGCCAGGAGGAAGACUAAAGCACAAGGAAACAGAUAAUUUCAUUGAAGACACAGUCAUUCACUGGAACAACAGUGUGAAAUCAGCCUGCAGGGAAAUGGCUGGGUAUGAUCUCAGAAAAACAACUAGGUUCAGGGAUAUUUUCUUAAAUUCUGCGCUAAGUGUUAAAGAAUGACUCUUCUGUUCUGACCCAAAGAGAUGGUACUUUUGUGGGAGGGAUAUGUAUUUAUAUAUUUAUGCUAUCUGCAUUUUUCCAACUAUCACUGGCUUUAAACCUUUGUUCUGAAGGUUCAUCAUUGCUCUGAACCAUGAAAUCAGUUACCUUCAUGCAAGCUGCUGUAAAAGCUGAUGUGAGAGGUCAGUAAGCAAAUGGUAUAAAUAUGAUGAUCUAAAAUGAACUGGAAGAAAAAAAAAUGAACUGGCCAUGUCAAGGAAUACUGUAUUUGAGAAAUACACAUCUUUAUUUUAAAAUAAAAAUAUAUAUAUAAUUAAAAAUAGCUAAAUAAAGUUAAUAUAACUAGAAAAA